GAUGCUGUUUGUGGUGGGGGUGUUGUUGGUUGCUAUCAUAAGGGCAGAUGAACCAUUUUGUCGCCUGUAUGACACUGCUGAAGUGCCUUUAUUAUCAAAAGAUGGAGAUGUUAUUCUUGCAGGCAUUUUUAACAUUCACAGUCAUGGCACUAACCUGCCUAUAUUUAAAUCCAAGCCUCAACCGACUGAAUGCAAAGAUUUCAAUGAACGAGAAUAUCAAAAUGCCAGAACUAUGAUAUUUGCUAUUGAAGAAAUUAACCAAAAUAAGAAUUUACUACCUAAUAUUACUAUGGGUUAUAAGAUAUAUGAUGCUUGUUCUUCUGUGCAGCUAUCAAUUAAGCAAACUUUAGCUCCAUUAAAUGACCCAGAAGACAAAAAUCCUACUAAUCAUUCCUGUAACAGCAACCAAUCCCCUGUCUUAGCUAUUAUUGGGAUGUCUUCUACAACAUACACACAAGCAGUUGCUUCUAUAACCCAGGCUUUUAUAAUUCCACAAAUAACUUAUUUUUCUACAUGUUCUUGUCUUAGUGACAAAACAAAGUAUCCAACAUUAUUAAGGACAGUCCCAAAUGAUUAUUAUCAAAGCAGAGCCCUGGCCCAGCUUGUUAAACACUUUGGAUGGAAUUGGGUUGGGACUGUAAGAACAGACAAUGAUUAUGGCAAUGAUGGCAUGGCAUCAUUUGCACAAGCUGCUCAGGAAGAAGGCAUUUGUAUUGAAUAUUCUGCUGUCAUAUCCACUGUGAUGACAAGGCAAAAAUACAUUAAAAUGAUACGACUUAUCAAAGAGUCUUCUGCUAAAGUUGUUAUUGCUUUUGUAAGUGCAGUAACUAUGAAAACAUUUCUUGAAGAAUUAGUUUUAGAAAAUGCAACUGGAUUACAGUGGAUAGGAAAUCUUAGCUGGAUGACAAAGCGGCUCCCUGCAAAAGAAGAAUAUUACAGAAUUUUAGGAGGUGCCAUUGGAAUGGCGCUGACCAAUGCAGAAAUUCCUGGCUUAAGGGACUACCUUGUAAAUAUUAACCCUUUAACAAACCCUGAAGAUGUUCUACUGAAAGAAUUUUGGGAAGGGACGUUUAACUGCACUUUGAAUUCUAAAGACGGGAGUAGAAAUAAAUGCAUAGGAUCUGAAAAUUUAAGAGAUGUAAAAACAGAAUACACUGAUGAGCAUGAAUUUAGAGUCCCUAGCUGUACCUACAAAGCAGUGUAUGCUAUAGCACAUGCGUUACACAAUCUGCACCAAUGCAAGAAUGGCCAAGGACCUUUCAUCAAUAAAACAUGUGCAAACAAGAUGAAUCCAGCAUCAUGGCAGUUGCUACGUUACCUGAAAGAAGUGAAUUUCACUACAGUCUAUGGCGAUGCAGUUUACUUUGAUAUAAAUGGUGAACCUGAACAAAGGUAUGAAGUGGUAAAUUGGCAGAAGGGUGAAGGAGGUCUCAUAAAGUUUGUAACGGUUGGCAUCUAUGAUCCUUUUUUGCCUGAAGAAAAGCGCAUUAAAAUGAAUAAUGUCAGCAUUGUUUGGACUGGAGACCAAAAAGAGGUACCUAAAUCUGUAUGCACAGACAGCUGCAGGCCAGGCGCUCGCAAGGCAAUUAGAAAUGGACAACUUAUUUGCUGCUUUGACUGCAUACCUUGUGCUGAAGGUGAAAUAAGUAACAUGACAAAUGCAAUCGAUUGCUUUAGCUGCCCUUUAGACUAUAGAACAAAUUUAGCAAGAACUCAAUGCAUCUUGAAAGACAUUGAAUUUCUCUCCUUUGAAGAGGUCAUGGGCUCAUUACUGGUCCUGUUUUCUUUACUAGGAGCUUUCAUGACCAUAUUUGUUGCAGUCAUCUUCAUCCUCUACCGUGAUACUCCAGUUGUGAGAGCCAACAAUUCAGAGCUCAGCUUUCUUCUACUAUUCUCCUUGAUCCUGUGUUUUCUUUGUUCACUUCCUUUCAUCGGUCAACCAUCGGAUUGGUCAUGUAUGCUGAGACAUACGGCUUUUGGGAUCACCUUUGCACUCUGCAUCUCUUGUAUUCUGGCAAAAACAGUUGUGGUGUUGAUGGCUUUCAGAGCUACGCUACCAGGCAGUAAUGUCAUGAAGUGGUUUGGUCCCCCUCAGCAGAGGAUGAGUGUUGCUUCCUUUACAUUAACCCAGGUUAUAAUUUGCACAGUUUGGUUAUUUUUAUCACCCCCAUUCCCUCAUAGAAAUGUUAAAUCAUUCAAAGAAAAAAUAAUCUUAGAAUGUGAGGUAGGGUCCAUGGUAGCAUUUUGUACUGUGCUCGGUUACAUUGGAUUCCUUUCUGCUGUGUGCUUCAUCCUUGCCUUCCUUGCUCGCAAACUUCCAGACAACUUCAAUGAAGCUCAGCUUAUUACUUUCAGCAUGCUGAUAUUCUGCUCAGUCUGGAUCACUUUCAUUCCGGCUUAUAUCAGUUCACCUGGCAAAUACACAGUAGCAGUUGAAAUAUUUGCAAUAUUGGCUUCUAGUUUUGGAUUACUCUUUUGUAUAUUUGUUCCCAAAUGUUAUGUCAUAUUAUUAAAGCCUGACCAAAAUACUCGAAAGCAUAUAAUGGGUAAAAUGCCCUCAAAAUCACUUUAGGAAGAAAAGUUAAAUUUCUAUACCUUCUAAAUUCAUGUGUGAAUAAAAUAAAACAAG
Erpetoichthys calabaricus (reedfish) is the source of this 2629-nucleotide messenger RNA. Its product is annotated as extracellular calcium-sensing receptor-like. Bases 2 to 2572 code for a protein of 856 amino acids. Gene Ontology annotation, cellular component: membrane. The transcript has 6 exons. Gene Ontology annotation, molecular function: G protein-coupled receptor activity. Gene Ontology annotation, biological process: G protein-coupled receptor signaling pathway. The record is from RefSeq and is a predicted model, not a curated record. NCBI's taxonomy places the organism in Eukaryota, Metazoa, Chordata, Cladistia, Polypteriformes, Polypteridae.